This is a messenger RNA of Caenorhabditis remanei, 447 nucleotides long. RefSeq lists its product as uncharacterized. The transcript is spliced from 2 exons. The record is from RefSeq and is a predicted model, not a curated record. NCBI's taxonomy places the organism in Eukaryota, Metazoa, Nematoda, Chromadorea, Rhabditida, Rhabditidae. Bases 1 to 447 code for a protein of 148 amino acids.
AUGUUGCCUCCUCGAUCAUAUCUCCGUCGUCGUGCUCAACGCCUUCUCGUUUUGAGACGAAUUCAGGCGAAAGGACAGGAAACUAUCGAAGAAUCGUUUUCCUCGACGUCUUCUGAAUCCACGUCAUCAACGAGUUCUCAAAGUUCUCUCAAGAAAUUCUCUUCGGUUGAGAUCUUAUUGACACCAAAACCUUCAUCUAGCCCAUCAGAUAUUCAAUGUAUUUGUUUCAAUUGCUGGGGACCACGUGGCGCUGAAAAUUCGAAGAGUUGGAAGUCACUCAACCAAUCUGAAAUUACGAAGACUGAUAGAACGGCUCUGUCAUCAGAGGGUUCAUCAGAAGGUGAAGAAAAUAAAGAAAAUCUUCAAAGCGAAUUAAAAACUUUGCAAGAAGAAUCUCUUCGGUUAAAUCGAAUCAUUGAACGUUUGCUUGUUGGGCUAGAUAGAUAG